This is a messenger RNA of Acanthocheilonema viteae, 614 nucleotides long. NCBI's taxonomy places the organism in Eukaryota, Metazoa, Nematoda, Chromadorea, Rhabditida, Onchocercidae. The record is from the annotation of a GenBank genome assembly.
AGGUUGCACCAUCAAUCGCGACUCUACCACCGCCUCCGGUGGCACCGCAGCUUAAUAUAGCCGUGGCUGUAAAAGGUGCUGAGCCAACUCGGCGGAUCGACCUCAGUGAUUACAAAUUACGGAAUAAUGCAGCGCAGCAACAGCAGCAGCCGAGCAAUUCACAAAAUUCUGCAGCGCAAGCUCAACGAAGAAAUUUCAUGCGACCUGAUGUACUACCACAGACCGUUGCUAAAGGACUGGAUUUAUCGCUUCCUCCAAUUAUUGCAAAUGGCAAGUUUGAUUGCAUGCAUCUCAAAAUGUAUUUUAUAAACUUUACGAUGUCAAAUAAACCCGAUCCAGUUAAGCCAAAUGAAGCCAAAGUUGUCCAAAUGUCAAAAUCUGGGACGCCAAAACCGACGACUUCGCAAAAACCAGCCAUCACGAAUGCUGUGAAACAGUUGCAACCUAUGAGACAGCCAGCGGGGGCCAUUGAACAAGAACGACAUAAAAAGCCCAAACUAGAUGAUUACGAUAAAGAUUUGAAGCACAGAAGAAUUGAGAAAACGAAUGCAGAAGGAUCACAUCAGACGUUUCUGAUAACUGAACGUGUCGGGAGUGCAAAACGUAAACAGUGA